AAGAAAGAAAAGAAAGGAGGAGGGAGAGAUCAGGGCAUAGUGAAAAAGAAAAAUGGCAACAAUUGCUGUUCCUCGAGUUGUCCCUUCUCCUGCUGAAGAUGCCGCGGCUCUCUUGAAGGCGUUCCAGGGAUGGGGCACCGACGAGCAGGCGGUGAUAGGCAUCCUAGCCCACCGCGACGCGACGCAGAGGGAGCAGAUCGCGCUGGAAUACGAGCACAAGUACGGCGAGAGCCUAGUCCAGCGCCUCCAGUCCGAGCUCACCGGCGAUUUUGAGAGAGCAGUGUACCACUGGAUGCUGGGCCCCGCCGAGAGGCAGGCGGUGAUGGCGAACGCCGCGACGGAGUGCCUCCAGGAGGAGUGCGCGGUGAUCGUGGAGAUCGCGUGCGCCAACUCGUCCGCCGAGCUCGUGGCCGUCAAGAAGGCCUACCAUGCCCUGUACAGGCGCUCCCUGGAGGAAGACGUCGCCGCUCGUGCCACGGCCGGCAACCUUCGCAGCCUCCUGCUCGCCCUGGUGAGCACGUACAGGUACGACGGCGCCGACAGCGUGGACAUGGAGCUAGCGCGGUCGGAGGCGAAGGCCGUGCACGAGGCCGUGAGGGACGGCGGCGGCGCGGGGGGCCACGAGGAGCUCAUCCGGGUCGUGGGCACCCGGAGCAAGGCGCAGCUCAGGGCCACGUUCGGCUGCUUCAAGGACGAGCACCGCCGCAGCGUCGCCAAGGCGCUGCCGCGCGGCACCGACCCCACGGGGUACCUGCGCGCGCUGCGGGCGGCGGUGAGGUGCGUCGCAGAUCCCAGCAAGUACUUCGCCAAGGUGCUGAGGAGCGCGACGCGCGAGUCCGCAGGGACCGACGAGGAUAGCCUGGCCAGGGUGGUGCUGCUGCACGCGGAGAAGGACGACAUGGGGGCCAUCUGCGCCGCGUUCCUCAAGAGGGCCUCCUGCACCUUGGAACAGGCCGUCGCCAAGGAAACCUCGGGCGACUACAGGAGCUUCCUGCUGGCUCUUCUUGGGAGCUAAACAAACAAUACACACACGUACACACAUAUUACUCCUACUAUAUAAUAAGCUAGCUCUUGUCAUUUCAUCUUGCACCGACUGCAUGUAAUAAGCUCUUGUCGGGAUCUAGCCUACAGUGACUUUUUUAAUAAUGGGAAAAGACAUGUCAUUGUUGAGUGUAAACCAUGCUGCAUUGGUACAUCAAAGAAAGUCACCGUCUGCUUUUGGUCGUCAUUCCGCUGCAACAGAACCCAAAGUCCAAACCAAUAACGCGUCUCUCUGAAUAGUACAGGUAAACAAGAUUUUUUUUUUGCUUAAUUACAUCUGUCAAAAACUUAAUUCGUUCUGACUGAUCAAGUGAUCAUAUUGCUCAACACGGAGCUCUCUGAAUAGUUUAAUGCUGGACCCCGUCUGCAUACCUCGCCCAUUUGGACAAACCAAACACAUCAGUUGGUGCCCUGGUGGUAUAAUGUUAAAAGUGAAUUGAAAUGCAUGCCAAAUAAACUUACUAGCAUAGUUCCAAUAAAAAAAUAUUGUAUGGUUUAUGUGAACAUAAAAACCGUACUUCCUCCAGUCCAAAAUUUUUACCUUUAAACAUAGGUUCCAUAUUAGAACUAGUAAUCUCCUAUUUCCUUUCUAUCAUUCCCCGGCGACUCAAAUGAAUUACAACAUUUGUCAUAUAUAUAAUAUAAUUGAAGAGCAACAGGUUCGUUCGAUUGAAAUUCUUAAUUGUGGCGCAUUGUUCAAAUGAUAUGCGUUUUAAGAUGACAUGACAAAAAAGAGAACAUUUUGUGGCACACGCUUUUACCUAGCCCACUGUUUUGUUUGUCGCAAGAUACAAUUUGCUUCUCAAAGUUCGAAAUCGUUUAUUUUGUUAAUCACAUCAUAUUACACACGGGAAGAAAAACUAAUAUCACUGUAGGACGGACGGAUUGUAUCUAAAUUGCA
Messenger RNA from Zea mays, 1942 nucleotides. Its product is annotated as annexin-like protein RJ4. Gene Ontology annotation, molecular function: calcium-dependent phospholipid binding; calcium ion binding; phosphatidylserine binding. The transcript has 5 exons. The record is from RefSeq and is a predicted model, not a curated record. Bases 53 to 1015 code for a protein of 320 amino acids. Gene Ontology annotation, biological process: response to cold; response to heat; response to salt stress. Lineage: Eukaryota; Viridiplantae; Streptophyta; Magnoliopsida; Poales; Poaceae. Gene Ontology annotation, cellular component: plasma membrane; cytoplasm.